GUGAACCACGAGGCCUUGUGCUCCUCCCCAGCUUCCCGUGGGUCCCCCCAGCCUCCCUCCCACUGCCUUCCUCUUCUUCACCCGCAGGAGGCCCACACACUCUCCAUCUCAAAGAUGUUCCCGCUGCCGCUGCUGCUGUGCCUGCUGUGGGCAGGUGAGUGGGCCGAGUGCCGGGGCCCGGCAGCUGCUGACCCUCGAUUCCCUGUAGGGUCCCUGGCUCAGGAUCAGAGAUACUGGCUGCAAGUGCAGGAGACUGUGACGGUGCAGGAGGGCCUGUGUGCGCGUGUGCCCUGAAGAUUCUACCACCCCAUGGACUACUGGACCCCGUCUUCCCCUGCUCUCGGCUACUGGUUCUGGGAAGGGGCCAAUGAAGUUGACGGUGCUCCCGUGGCCACAAACAACCCAGGUCGAAAAGUGCAGGAGGAGACCCAGGGCCGAUUCCGACUCCUCGGGGACCCCCGGGACUACAACUGCUCCCUGGAUAUUAGAGACGCACAGAGAAGGGACUCGGGGACAUACUUCUUUAGGGUGGAGAGAGGGUCUUAUGUGAGAUACACUUACCGACAGAAGCAGCUCUCCGUGCGUGUGACAGCCCUGACCCACACACCUGACAUCCUCAUCCCGGAGACUCUAGAGUGUGGCCGCCCUGGGAACCUGACCUGCUCUGUGCCCUGGGCCUGUGAGUGGGGCACGCCCCCCAUCUUCUCCUGGACGUCAGCUGCCCUCACCACCCUGGGCCCCAGAACCCACCUCUCGUCGGUGCUCACCCUCACCCCAGGGCCCCAGGACCAUGGCACCAACCUCACCUGUCAGGUGUACUUCCCUGGAGUUGGUGUGACAGUGGAGAGGACCAUCCAGCUCAAUGUCACCUGUGCCACACGGAACCCAACAACUGGUGUCUCUCCGGGACACACCACAGGGAAAAUGGGCACCCGGUCAGGACUGAUUCUAGGCGCCAUUGCGGGAGCUGGUAUCACCACGCUGCUCGCUCUCUGCCUCUGCCUUAUCUACUUUGGAGUGAAGACCUGCAGGAAGACAGCAUCCCGGAGAGCAGUGGGCGCGGACAGCAUCCCCCCGGGUGCAGAGCCAGAUCCCUUGGAUUACCAGCGGGAGUCCAAGUCAGCCCUCCCUGCUGAGCCCCCAAGCUCUGCAGCCAUGCCCCCCACCUCGCAGAUGGAGCGGGAGCCGUAUUAUGCUUCCAUCAGCUUUCAUAGGAUGAAGGAGGCCACCUGUGCCGAAUACUCAGAGAUCAGGACCCAGUGAGGAACCACCUAGAGCAUCAGUUUCAGAGGGAGCACCCAUACCCUCUAGGAAGGGAGACCCAAAGGCUGAUUCUUGGAGACUUAACAUCCCCAUAGGCAAUGGAUUUACAGACUCCUGAAUGUGAGUUUCCUGCUAUAUUGGAACUAAGACUUUGCAAUCAGAGAUGCCUGGAGUAGAAUCCACGCUCUUUCAUUCAUCAACAGUAGACAUCAGGCAAGCCAUCUUACCCCUCCAUGACUCGGUUUCCUGCUUUGCCAAACAGAUGUGAGAAGUCCCACCUCACAGGGUUGCCAUGAGGAGUAAAUAAAAAUGCACAUAGAAAACACCCAGUGGAAGUCCUGCGGCACUGUGAGAGUACGGUGCACCCUAGUUCCUUCCCGCUUGAACAGAAAGGUGUUGGUGACAUUUCACCUAGAGGCUGGGUAUGCUCUGUCUGGGACACCACAUCAGCAAUGUGUCAGUCUCACUUUCAAAACCCUCCCAUGUUGUAAUCAUUUUGCAACGUAUACAUAUAUCAAAUCGUUACAUUGUAUAACUUAAACUUACGCAAUGUUAUGUGUCAAUUAUAUCUCAAUAAGGCUGGAAGAAAUAAACUGUAGAUAGAGAUGUAUUCCUUAAUGAUAAA
Ailuropoda melanoleuca (giant panda) is the source of this 1888-nucleotide messenger RNA. RefSeq names its product CD33 molecule (gene CD33). Gene Ontology annotation, cellular component: plasma membrane. The transcript is spliced from 6 exons. Bases 310 to 1263 code for a protein of 317 amino acids. NCBI's taxonomy places the organism in Eukaryota, Metazoa, Chordata, Mammalia, Carnivora, Ursidae. Gene Ontology annotation, biological process: cell adhesion. The record is from RefSeq and is a predicted model, not a curated record. Gene Ontology annotation, molecular function: sialic acid binding.